UUCCCCCACUCUCGGCAGACCAACAAGGACAGUUUUUACAUCACGUGUGUGUACUGGAGUCACAGCCGGGCUGGGAGUUGGUGGUCGACAGAGGGCUGUGACCUGGCCGGUUACAACGCCACACACACUGUGUGUAAAGCCAGCCAUCUCUCCAGCUUUGCCAUCCUCAUGGCUCUCAAGGAGCUGCCAGCCGUGUUUGAGGUGGAGAUAAUCACAUACGUGGGUCUGAGCGCCUCUCUGCUCUGCCUGCUGCUGGCCAUCGCCACCUUCUACAUCUGCCCCUCCCUGAAGGACACUCGCUGCUGCAUCCACCGCCACCUCUGUCUCUCCCUCUUCAUGGCCGACUUCAUCUUCCUGCUGGGCAUCUCUCAGACUGGCAACCCGGUUCUGUGUGCAGUGAUCGCCGCGACGCUGCACUAUCUGUUCCUGGCGGUCUUCGUGUGGAUGUUUCUAGAAGGCGUGCAGCUCUACCUGCUGGUGGAGGUGGUGUUCGCCACCAAGGUCCCAUUCGAGCGCCACAUCUACUGGAUCGGCUACGGACUGCCUGCCGCCAUCGUCGCCACCUGUGCCGGCAUCUACGUGCACGGAUAUGGCACCCCCACCGCGUGCUGGCUCUCAACGCAACAUUACUUCACCUGCAGUUUCUUUGUGCCAGCUAUCUUCAUCUGCGUCGUAAGUUGUACCCAAAUGCCAACUACCGUGACCGUUAACCUGAUCAUCUUGUGCAGAACGCUGAUGAAAUUGUCAAACUUUAUUUCGGACCAGCCAAAAUUGAACAAGAACAGAGUGUUUACCCUGACUGCCCUUGGGCAACUGGUGAUUCUGGGCUCCACCUGGAUAUUUGGUGGAUUAUUCAUUGAAAACGCAACCAUCCCGAUGAUGUACAUCUUCAGCAUCCUCAAUAGCUUCCAGGGGAUGUUCAUCUUCAUCACGCACUGUCUCAUGAGGAAGAAGGUGAGAGAGUGCUACCAGCGGGGCUUCACAAAAUGCUUCACGAAGUGCUUCGCUGGGCCGGUUAGAUGGACACCAGUUGCUGCCUCCACCUCCUCCUCCAACCAGGUUAGGAGAAGUGUCCAGGAAACAGAGUCAACUUUGGGAGACCCCCAGUGAGGGGACGGAGGAGACGAUGGAGCGUGGUGGGCCGUCCUGUGCCAGCCAACACCCCUCACCCGCGUAUAUCCUCGCAUGCUCCCGCACCCUCACCCUCACCGGCCCAUGGGUGCCCAGGGUCACACAGAGUCACUUCUCUUUAGUCGCUGUGUUGCUCCAGUUCCUGACCCCCCCCAAGCAGUGCCGCAGGGGUUUGGCGAGGAGUUCAUCCGAGCACCCCUCUCCCCCACGUAUCUGGGGCGACACGAUGGCGCAGCGGUAGAGUUGCUGCCUCACAGCGCCAGAGA
Molecule: messenger RNA, 1397 nt
Organism: Amblyraja radiata (thorny skate)
Lineage: Eukaryota; Metazoa; Chordata; Chondrichthyes; Rajiformes; Rajidae
Product: CD97 antigen-like
Exons: 8
Coding region: 169-1110 (313 amino acids)
Biological process (GO): cell surface receptor signaling pathway; adenylate cyclase-activating G protein-coupled receptor signaling pathway
Cellular component (GO): plasma membrane
Molecular function (GO): G protein-coupled receptor activity
Source: RefSeq, a predicted model, not a curated record